Molecule: messenger RNA, 1144 nt
Organism: Daphnia carinata
Lineage: Eukaryota; Metazoa; Arthropoda; Branchiopoda; Diplostraca; Daphniidae
Exons: 2
Coding region: 232-744 (170 amino acids)
Biological process (GO): response to light stimulus
Cellular component (GO): extracellular region
Molecular function (GO): hormone activity
Source: RefSeq, a predicted model, not a curated record
UCCUACGCAUCAUCCGCCUUACCGAUUGAUAUUAAUCAAAAACGCGUUGUUUUGAAAUUUAUCUUGGUAUAUUUUUUUAGUCAUUGAGCCAUUCCUCCGGACGGGGGAUUCUCCCGUGAACAUUGUUAGAAGCAAAGUUUUUUUCGAAAAAAACAAAUCGUACACACCUACGCGGUAGAUAUUUGGACCUUUCAACUCCGGAAAGCAAAACGAGGAAAACAAAAACAAAAAAUGCAUCAGCUGUCAGCUAAAGUAUCGCAUUUUUCGAUUGCCGUGUUCGUCUUGUUCGUUUCGUUGAGUAUGGACGUCGAAUCGGCACCCGCAGCAACGUCUUCCAUUAACCGACCGGAAGCACAGCUGUCCGUUCAGGAAGUGGAGAAAUUUCUUGAGGGCCUGACCCGGUAUUUGCAUAGACAACGCUUGGAUCAGCAACGAAUGCAUCAGCCAAAGUCGCCCAUGUCGGAAGAGGCCACCUACGAUCCGGAUGCUAUCGACCGUGCCAUCCUCGGCGAGAUGGCGGCUCCGUUAGAUGCGGAAAGAUCUCCUUCUAGCGAAUUGGCCAAUAACUCCAUGUCUCAUGCACGUCCGCCGAUCGCCACCAACAACAAAUGGCCGUGGUCGUUGAGUAACUUUGAACGGAUUGAAGAUCAGGAUGUUAAGCAACGGCAACCUUACGGCAAACGCAAUUCCGAAUUGAUCAACUCGCUGCUGGGCUUACCCCGUUUCAUGAAAGUCGUCGGAUAAAUAUCUGGAAAAAAAAAACAAAUUUGAUUGAAAUAGAUAAAAAAAAAAUAAUAAUUGGAGUACAGGGGGAAGGGGGCAUGUUUUUCAUCAUAUCUUAUGUGUUGACAAGAAAAAAAAAGAAAAAUAAAAUCUUACACAUUUAAUUAUAUAACGUAUACUUUAAUAUAUGCAUGCUACUAGACCUUAGUAGUUCCAUCUCUUCCGCUUUCCGCAAACGCUGUCCAAAUGAAAACUAAGCGUUUGCCAAAUCGUUUUGAGUAUCUUAAGCAUUAUGUGUAGUUGACCACGGACAAUUAAUAUGUUAUUGUUCCCAUUAUUCGAUGGCGCACCUAAGUAUUAAAUCAAUCCCAUUGAUCAACUAAAAAAAUAAAUAAAUAAACGAUUAACUGUUUUUCGACUA